GCCGCGGCGCGGACGCCGCGCAGCCACGGCGGCGGGCCCUCGGCGGGCGCCGGCUCAGCCCGCCCCCUUCUCCGCGCCCCGCCCCGCGUCUACGCCUGCCGGGCUGCUGUCAGCUCCCUCGGCGUGCCACCAAGCCGAGGUGCAUGCUGAGCCGCUGCGGCUGCCGGCUGCUGCACGUCCUAGGCCUUAGCUUCCCGCUCCUGACCCGCCGGCCGCUUUUCCUCUGUCCGCACCGCCUCAUGAGGCCGAAGGUCGUGUUCGUCCUCGGAGGUCCCGGCGCCGGCAAGGGGACCCAGUGCGCCCGCAUCGUCGAGAAAUAUGGCUAUACACACCUUUCUGCCGGAGAACUUCUUCGUGAUGAAAGGAAGAACCCCGAUUCACAGUAUGGCGAACUGAUUGAAAAGUACAUUAAAGAUGGAAAGAUCGUGCCAGUUGAGAUAACCAUCAGUUUGUUAAGGAGGGAAAUGGAUCAGACAAUGGCAGCCAAUGCUCAGAAGAAUAAAUUCUUGAUUGAUGGGUUUCCAAGAAAUCAAGACAACCUUCAAGGUUGGAACAAGACCAUGGAUGGGAAAGCUGAUGUAUCUUUCGUUUUGUUUUUUGACUGUAAUAAUGAGAUCUGUAUUGAACGAUGUCUUGAGAGGGGAAAGAGUAGUGGUAGGAGUGAUGACAACAGAGAGAGCUUGGAAAAGAGAAUUCAAACCUAUCUUCAGUCAACAAAGCCAAUUAUUGACUUAUAUGAAGAAAUGGGGAAAGUCAAGAAAAUAGAUGCUUCUAAAUCUGUUGAUGAAGUUUUUGAUGAAGUUGUGAAGAUUUUUGACAAAGAAGGCUAACUCUAUAUCUGAAAGCAUCCUCGAAAUCAUGCUUGAAUAUUGCUUUGAUAGCUGCUAUCACAAUCCCUUUUUAAGGCAAUUUUAAUCUUUCGUAAUUACAUCUCAAUUAACGGCUGGAAAGUAUGUAGUAAGACAAAUUAAAUUUUUUAUCGUCAAGGGUUUUUAUUUUGUUUUAUUUUAUUUUAUUUUGGUCACAGGAGUAGAUAGUGAAUUCAAGUCUAACUUCAUUGUAGCUGUGGUGCUCACAAAACAAAGACGACUAUUAGCUAGUUCUUUGUUUUGAUUCAACAAGAAUAUCCCUUUCAUAGUUUGUGCCUUCUGUGAGCAUAACUUUUUAGUAUGUGUGUAUAUCCCUUUAGUAAUUACAACGUGUUUGGAUUAGGGAUUCCCCACGUCUUCUUCCUCUUGCAGGUUUUAAAUUUCCAACCUGUUAAAGUGGAUUUGUGGACCAAAUUCCCAAGGACGACUUCUUGUGUAGUCAGUUCUCGCACAGUGUGUUUGAUAAACAGACUCACAAAGUGAAUUUCUAGAAAUGUUUUUAGUAUUUAUCAAAUGACUGACCAUUUGCUACAGAAAAGUAAGAAAACUUGCAGGCUUUGUUUUACUACAAGCUGUACAAAGCUGUGUGACAGGGCAUAGUCUUUGCUCCCAGGGAUUGGGAUGGAGGCACUGGGGGUUCAGAGCCUGGAGGAAUCGUCAGCUUUAUUCUGACGUAAACCUGAGGGUGAGGGGCAGAGAUCACAUCUGGUGAUCGGUGUUCCUUAUGCUCUGUUGUGUUGUGUUCUUAAUGAUUACACUGAUCUUAGCAAAAUUCCUAUCAGGGGAACCUUGAAAUGCAUGUACCUAUUAGAUUGAUGGUAAAAUGAUUCGGUUAGUGUUUUGGUAAUACUUCAAAGGUUUUUUUGUUUGUUUGUUUUCUAGACUAAGGAUAGGGUUAGUACAAAGCAGAAGAAAUCUAAUGGCUAAAUUUCCCAUUUGUAUUUUAUUUUUCUUGAAUUUUUUUUCAUAGUUGUUUAAGAUUUAAAAAUCACUGCACUUUGGUCAGAAAAAUAAUAAAUUUAUCUUAUAAAUGUUUAAUUCC
Messenger RNA from Phacochoerus africanus (Common warthog), 1911 nucleotides. RefSeq names its product cytidine/uridine monophosphate kinase 1 (gene CMPK1). Gene Ontology annotation, molecular function: UMP kinase activity; ATP binding. The record is from RefSeq and is a predicted model, not a curated record. The transcript is spliced from 6 exons. Gene Ontology annotation, biological process: 'de novo' pyrimidine nucleobase biosynthetic process; UDP biosynthetic process; CDP biosynthetic process. Gene Ontology annotation, cellular component: cytoplasm; nucleus. The coding region runs from base 144 to 830 and encodes 228 amino acids. Lineage: Eukaryota; Metazoa; Chordata; Mammalia; Artiodactyla; Suidae.